Molecule: messenger RNA, 2501 nt
Organism: Drosophila grimshawi
Lineage: Eukaryota; Metazoa; Arthropoda; Insecta; Diptera; Drosophilidae
Gene: Nup93-2
Product: nuclear pore complex protein Nup93-1
Exons: 4
Coding region: 78-2471 (797 amino acids)
Biological process (GO): poly(A)+ mRNA export from nucleus; protein import into nucleus
Cellular component (GO): nuclear pore
Molecular function (GO): structural constituent of nuclear pore
Source: RefSeq, a predicted model, not a curated record
UCUAUCCGUUUUCCAGCACCACGUUUGUGUUUACGUUUCUACCGCGUUUUUAUUUUGGCAGAGAAAUAUUUAUUGAAAUGGAUUUAAACACCCUGCUGCAGCAGGCACAAAGCCUGACCACAGGCAAGGCUGAGGGUGAACUGCCCGGGGUGGAGCGGACGCUCCAACAGGUGCUGCAGUCCAUUGAACAGUUACAUAGCCAUGUUACCCAGACCGGCACCAAGGAGAUACAAGCACAAAUAUUACUUGGCUCCAAGGGCAUUAACCUGUCCAAAUUGAACAAGAAACUCGAAACUCUGAGCACGGGCAAAACGUUUGAGCCUCUGGAUGUGGCUGGUGCGGACACAGAUGUGUGCACGUUCCUCAAGAAUGAGCGCGAGAAUGCCAUAUUUUCUGUCAUCGAGGAGACCAAUAAAAAUAUUAGCGACUCGGUUAGCAAGCGAAAAUGGGAAAAUUUGACAAGCAGCUGGAAUGAAGAGAAAACGCGCUUAUUGGAGGCAUUGAUUGGACCAUCGCAGAAUUUUAUUGACUUGCAGCGAUUGCCGGAGCAAACCAUAUUGAAUCCGGAAUGCCUACCGCUCACCUGUCUCGAUGACCUGGGCCUACAAUAUGCCCAGGAGCUGGGCCAGUAUAAUGCACUGCUGCUGAAGGGCGGAUCUCGUCCAAAUCUUGUGCAGAAAUACGCACAGCUUGCGAACAGCACUUUUGGCAAUUUGGAAGUUACCAAUAUGUGGCUGAUGCUGUCCUGUGUGACGCAGGUGAACGAUGCCCCCUGUCUCGGGGAUCCCAUCAAAACUCGCCAGCAGCGACCGGAAUUUGUAUUGUAUGCCAAACAAUAUCUGGAGCAUAGAUAUAGAGUCUACAUGAAUAAAAUGGUAAACAUUGCCAAUAGGGACGAUAGCUAUCGUUUGGUGCGUGCCCAUGUGGAGCGCCGCUUUAGCGGGCAACAAACCAUCGGACUGGUGGAGCAUGCUGGUGGCCAACCCCUUUGGCCGCUCAUAUAUUAUAGUCUACGCUGUGGAGCCGUUGAAACGGCUGUGGAAUUUUUAAAUGAAGCUGGCUCCAGCUAUGAUGACUUUGCCCAGCUCAUUGCCGAUCGCAACGGUGGCGUAGUCAACUCCAAGAUCGAGAGCCAACUGAAACUGCAGUAUGCUAACAAGAUACGCAAUAAUUCGACGGAUGCCUUCAAGAAGGCCGUGUACUGCACUCUGCUCAACUGCGACAUCAACGAUACCCACAGUGAAGUGGCCAAAACAAUCGAUGACUUUCUCUGGAUCCGGCUGUCCAUGCUGCAUCCCGGCGAUGCGACUAGCUAUGCCCAACUGCAGUCCAUCAUUACGACCACCUAUGGCGAGGAGUAUUUUGAUGCUCUUCAUCAGCCGUAUCUGUACUUCCAAGCGCUAGCGCUUACGGGCCAAUUUGAGGCAGCCAUUGAGUUUCUCUUUCGCACGGAUGCUAAUCGGGUGCAUGCUGUCCACAUGGCAAUAGCUCUGCACGAGCUAGGCAUGCUGGGCGGCGUGCGAAGUGUGUCGCAGCCUCUGCUCACUAUUGACAUAUCAGAUCCGACGCCGUUGCGUCGUCUUAAUUUGGCGCGACUCAUUCGCCUCUAUGUGGAGCGAUUCGAGGGAACGGAUACGGCCGAAGCUCUGCACUACUAUUACACGCUGCGUAACCUGCACGAUCCCAAGGGACGCAACAUGUUCCUCAAGUGCGUCUGUGAUCUGGUUGUCAACAGCGGUGUGCUGGACACCAGUAUUUUUGCUUCGAUAUUUGGACAGAGACAGACAGGAUUGGCGACCGAUGAUGACUAUUCGGGGGGCCUAUUCCGACAGUUUAGCUGUGCAGAUUUUGACACGCCAACCAUGGCUGGCCUGGUGGCCGAUGAGCUGAUCGCCCGCGGCAACUUUGAGAUGGCAGUGCGCCUCUAUGAUAUGGCUGGCAACCUCAACUUAGCUCUCAAGUAUAUUUCCAUACUGCUGGCCCAGGUGGUGCAGCAGCCGGCAGUGGAGGGCACAUUGCGUGCGCGGCUCAGCUUGGAAGCGGAGCGCUUCAGCACACGGUUGCCCAUGCGCCAAACGGAUGUGGAGCCCAAAGUCUCUACCAGCUUUACGCUGCUGCGGGAGUUGCUCAAGUUCUUUGAUAAAUAUCACGAGGGCAAACUUUUAUUGGCGCUGCAGCAGCUCGAACGCAUACCUGACAUUAUACCCAACAGCACUGAGGACGUGAGCGUGUGUAUGUCCACCUUCCGGCGAUUGAGCGGCGAGGUCAUUAAGGUCAUACCCGACGUGAUGGUCGCCGCAAUGGAUAUCACACUCUCACAGUACAAGCAACUGAAGUUGGACACUGAGUCCGGUUGCAUAAUACAGCAGCAGCUGCGCGAACGCGCCAAGGCCAUUGCCAACAUGGCUGCCACCAUGCCCUAUUGUCCAACCAAUCAGCGCCUGUUGCAGCUUGAGCUGCUCAUGCAUUGAAAUUAAUAAACAGAAAAAAACCAGCAUUUU